AUGGAUGCAAAUAAAAGUUCAAUUUAGGAGCCAAUAAAUAGCGAGUAAGAUGAUUAAGAAGAAAAUAAUUUUGAUGAUUAAAAUAUUCAUAACAACAAUUCUUCUAAUUUACAUAGUAUGAAUAAAGCCAAUCAGACAAACUAGUAGCAGGGUUAAAACAAAGGCAUAAAUACUGUAAACUCCAUCAAAACUUAAAAAGAGGAUGAUUGUUUAGAUUAAGAUAAUGAUAAUGAUGAAAGCUUUUCAAGCUAAUCUAAAAGAGGAUUUAUUAUCACACUUAUUUUAACUGGUUUGUGUGCAAUUUACAUAUUCUAAGAUAUUUUUACUAGAGAAAUGUUUGCUAAAAAUGCUUCUUAAUCCUUUAUUAUAAGUAUUUAAAAAUGGUCUAUAAAUACUGAAUUUUUAUAUACACUCUCCAUGAUUAUAAGCGAUUCUUCAUUCGUAGUUACUGGUUUAGUUAUAGCUUGUGUUGUAAUUUGGGGCUAAAAUCGCAUUUACACUUUUAACUAUAUAAUAGUAUUUGCUUUUACAGCAGCUUUAUUUAAUUUACUUAAGCUUAUUUAUAACGAUCCUAGACCCUAUAUGGUAUAUGAUUAGAUUCAAGGAAAAGAGUGUGCAGCUGAAUAUGGAAAUCCAAGUGGCCAUGCUAUGCUGAAUUGUUUUGCAGCAAUUUAUGGAAUAAGUUCUUUAGGUAAUCAAUUCCAUAAAAAAUAUUGGUGGGCUUGUAUAAUAUACGGUAUUUUCAUAAUUUGGGUAGGAUUCACUAGAAUUCAUUUGGGUGUGCACGGAGUUAACCAAGUUCUCUUAGGAUGGAUAUAUGCUUUAUUUAUUUUUUUAAUUUUCAGAAUAAUUGUUUUUAAACAAAUUAAUAGAUUCAUUAUAAAAUUGGCUGUCCUACCAAAAAAAAAAGUUAAAAAAUAUGCAUUCUUUUGCUUGGCUCUAUACAUCAUGGUAAUUGGAAUUUUUAUAGGAGCUUUUGAAGGAGUUAAGACUACUUAUGAAACAUCUAAUGACAUUUGGAAUGGUAGAAUAGAAACUGCUUGUGAUACUAAUGAUAUUGAUAGUAUAUCUAAUAAAUAUCUAUACAAUAAAUGCUUUAUUGAUGGAGGAAUUUUUGGUGUUAGUUUUGGAUUUUUAUUUGGAAUCAUAUUCACUUAAGGAAGCAUAGAAAAUUGCAAUAUAUAUGGCUAAUUCUAAUCCCAAAUUUCGUAUAUAAUGAUAAUCAAGAGAUUGUUUUUGAUAGCAAUAGCCCCAGGAUCAAUAUUUGGAACUUUUUUGCUUAUUUUCCAUUUCAUAAGUGCUGAUGCUACCUAUUCCAGGUUUUUCUUUUAACUAAAUAUAAUUGGAUUCAUAUGUGCUUUCUUAGUUAUUUAUCUAAGUCCUAAACUGCUUCAUCGCUUUUAACUUGAAAUUAAAGGAGAUUUUUUGAAAAUCGAUUCAGACUUGCAUUCCUACUCAACAGAAAAAUCUUCUUAUCCAGUUGAUUAAAAAAGAAUCAUUCAUUUUAAUGCAAACAUAGACUUCUAAAGUAGUAGUCCGAUGAAGAUUCAUAACAGGAUCUCACAAACUCACCUAAGUGUAAUUGAAUGUUAAAUUAUGGAUGCUGAUCCUAAUAACUUAAGUUAGAACUAAAUUACAGAAGAUAAUUCAUAUAAAAACUAUAUUUAAAAUUAUCCUUCUUCUAACAAAAACCAAAUUUAAUACUAAAAAUCUAAUAAAUGCUAAAGCAAAGAAAACUUUUAAAACGAAAAUUUAACCCCAUCUAGUAACCAACAUUCGAAUCAUCCCACUAAUUUCACUUACAAUUCUAAUUUUAACUAUGAAGUAACUUUAAAUAAAUCAAUUAAGAAUGGCGAAUAUCAUGACAAUUCUAACAUUUAAGAUUAAGAAAGAACUUAAUCAAAUAAUUAAGAGAAUAAUUUAGAAAAUAGAAAUUUUGAAAAUUCUAACUUAACUCAAGAAUAACUUGAAAUAUCUCAAGAAUCUUAGUAAAUAGGAUAGGUAGAAUUGAAUGACUCACUUAAUGAAUAGAUUAGAGCAGCUUUUAUAAAAGAUCUAUAUCAUUUCAAAAAUGAUGUAGUUAUUUAUAGCAAGCAAGAGAAUGAAUGA
Messenger RNA from Tetrahymena thermophila SB210, 2109 nucleotides. Its product is annotated as PAP2 superfamily protein. NCBI's taxonomy places the organism in Eukaryota, Ciliophora, Oligohymenophorea, Hymenostomatida, Tetrahymenidae. The transcript is spliced from 2 exons. Gene Ontology annotation, cellular component: endoplasmic reticulum membrane. Gene Ontology annotation, molecular function: sphingosine-1-phosphate phosphatase activity. The record is from RefSeq and is a predicted model, not a curated record.